Trematosphaeria pertusa is the source of this 1104-nucleotide messenger RNA. RefSeq lists its product as uncharacterized. The transcript has 2 exons. Bases 1 to 1104 code for a protein of 367 amino acids. Gene Ontology annotation, molecular function: structural constituent of ribosome. Lineage: Eukaryota; Fungi; Ascomycota; Dothideomycetes; Pleosporales; Trematosphaeriaceae. The record is from RefSeq and is a predicted model, not a curated record. Gene Ontology annotation, biological process: mitochondrial translation. Gene Ontology annotation, cellular component: mitochondrial small ribosomal subunit.
AUGGCUUCAAUAUCUCGAAGAUUACUACUCUACUCGCGGCGGUGUCCGUCUCGAAUACCUUCUCGAUCCAACAUCCCCACGCUCACAGCGCAAUGGCAGCGACCGCUUUCGACCACCUCCCCGGUCUACGCUAAAGAGCCAACAAAAGAAGGCUCCGCUACCGCCGCGGCUGCCGAAUCCCCCUCAAAAGUUGCGGAUGAGAGCGCGACGUCAUCGAGCCCUGAAACAGAGACAGCUCGCCAGCUCCGCAAGCUGGUUGAAGACCUCAAAGCGCUCGAUCCCGACGUCGUCCAAGACGCGAUCCGCAAGGGCAAGCAUGGGAUCCCCUUCGCGAAGGACUUCGAGCUAGAGAAUGACGAGGACCUCGAGAUUGCAGAGGAAACCGGGAGGGCGGGCUUCUGGGCCGAGGGAGAAGAGUCAUUGGGCCCGGAUGAGGAUUACUAUGGAGAUGACCUGACUAGCUUGGGUCAUGGCGAGCUGGAGCAGCACAGGGAACUGAGGGAGUACGCCCGCUUGAUUGCUUGGGAGCUGCCAUUGCUGAGCCAGCUCGCCCGCCCCUUCGAGCCUCCCACAGCUGCAACUCCCUUCCGCUUCCGCUACACUUCCUACCUCGGCGAAUCCCACCCUGCCGUCAACAAAGUCGUCGUCGAAUUCACUGCCUCAGACAUGAAUCUCACCAUACAACAACGCGACAAACUCAUCAAGCUCGCCGGGCCACGCUACAACCCCGACACCGACAUAAUAAAGAUGUCUUGCGAGGACUUCGACACUCAAGCGCAGAACAAGCGCUUCCUCGGCGAGACAAUUUUCAAGCUAUUGGCAGAAGCUAAGGACGGGAAAGAUACAUUUGAAGACGUGCCGUUCGACUUUAGACAUCGUAAGCCCAAAGUGCGGUAUGAGUUCCCUAAGGAAUGGAUAUUGACGCCGGAGAGGAAGAAGUAUCUGGAGAAUAAGAGGGCGCAGGCUGCGAAGUUAGAUGACGAGAGAUUGCAUACCGGGCAGCUGGUGGAUGGCAAGACAGUUAUCGACACAAGCUUACCAUUUUCAACUCCAGAGCCAGAGCCCGUCAUGGUAGGCGGCCCGAGGGGAAAACAACUGAGGUGA